Molecule: messenger RNA, 1389 nt
Organism: Talaromyces proteolyticus
Lineage: Eukaryota; Fungi; Ascomycota; Eurotiomycetes; Eurotiales; Trichocomaceae
Product: putative elongation of fatty acids protein
Exons: 4
Coding region: 162-1181 (339 amino acids)
Biological process (GO): fatty acid elongation, polyunsaturated fatty acid; sphingolipid biosynthetic process; fatty acid elongation, saturated fatty acid
Cellular component (GO): endoplasmic reticulum membrane
Molecular function (GO): fatty acid elongase activity
Source: RefSeq, a predicted model, not a curated record
UUCUUCUUUGCCCCCGUCGACUGUUUGGUUUGCAGGUCAUCUGUACUGACGACUGUGAGAUAACAGGACCAAAUUGCUUGCCACCCAACCUAUUCCACUAUCGUUAGAUAUUCUUAUCUGAUAACCUGCUUUCGUUCAUUAUUCCUAGUCUACCAUCCACAAUGUCAGGAUCAACCAUGGAUGCGUUUUAUGGGCCAGUCCUGCUCACGGUGGCCUCACCCUGGUCGCUUUUCGAUCAAGCAUUUACUUCGGUCAUGGGCUAUCCAGCUGAUCAGUUUAAGUUCAAGCAGGGCCAGACCCCCAUGAGUACUUUCACAGAAACAGGGCUCAUGAUUGCCUUCUACUACGUUACCAUCUAUACUGGGUGGAGGACUAUGAAGAAUCGAGACCCAUUCAAGUUGUCGACGUUGUUCAAGAUCCACAAUUUCAUAUUGACCGCCGUCAGUGGAGCAUUGCUUGUGUUAUUCCUCGAGCAGCUCAUUCCUUCUCUGUGGAAUCAUGGUCUUUACAACUGCAUCUGCAGUGCUCCUGGCUGGACUGAUAAAUUGGUUAUCCUAUACUACCUGAACUACCUUACCAAAUACGUGGAGCUUCUCGACACCGUCUUCCUUAUCUUGAAGAAAAAGCCUUUGACCUUCUUACACACAUAUCACCACGGAGCAACGGCAUUCCUAUGCUGGACUCAACUUGUUGGCAGAACCCCAGUAUCUUGGGUACCGAUUACUUUGAAUUUGACUGUGCACGUGGUCAUGUACUGGUACUACUUCCAAAGUGCUCGCGGUGUUCGCGUCACGUGGAAGGAGUGGAUCACUCGCCUUCAAAUCAUUCAAUUCGUUCUAGACCUAGGCUUUGUUUACUUCGCAACAUGGGAUUUCCAUGCUGACGAAUGGGGUCUCGAUGGUCUUCAUAUCGGCCGAUGUGAGGGCGAUCUUUUUGCCGCCAUCACAGGAUGUGUUACCCUCAGCUCUUACCUAGUUCUCUUCAUUUCAUUUUAUAUUGCCACAUACCGCAAGCCCAGUGGUAAGAGCCGCAAGAAUCUAGGUAUCAAGGCAGACCAAGCAAUCACCGCGACUGGUCGUGCCGCCGAAACUCUAAAGUCUGCCCGGAGUCGCUUGGGCCAUGCCAGCAUGGACUCGGUUGAACACAGUUCCAAGGGCCAGUGGGCUGUAUCUCAUGAUUAGAUGGCUGGGAUGAUGUGGAUAAGUUAUACUUGAGGGUCCGACGGGGCCAUAUUCGGGGGCCUUUUCUCUUUUUUAAUUCGUUGUUCAUCCUGAAAAUUCCUCGCUGAACGGUCAUUCUUAUUUGUACCAUGACGCAGCUGAGGUUGUAAUAAAGCCUUGUAUAGGUUGCACAUUCUUUAGUGAACUACAAAUCCAUUCGCUUCACCAA